CUCUCUCUCUCUCUCUCUCUCUCCCUCUCUCUCUCAUUUAAAAAUGCUUGGAAAGCGUUAGGAUAAAGCGAAAGGGUUGACAAGGAAGCCUCUUCUCGUGACCCCCACCAACCCAAUUGGGAACAAAACAGAAAAAUGGAACCGACCCGGGACUAAAAGGAGGCAAAAGGGCACUUGGGAAAGCUGGCCCUUUCUUUCAAAACACCAUCCCCCCCGUCGGCAGCAUUUCCCUCAAAGUAACCAAAACACACAGUCCAGUCCAUCAAGAGCACGAGAUCUUAGGAAAACUGAUGUAUAAGAAGAAGAUGAACAAGGCGGAGCAGAGGGAGCAGAACUACUCGGCCUUGGCCAUGAAAGGCAAAGAGACUCUUAAAGGAGCCCCGACCGCUGAUCUGCUCGUAUGCUUCCCCUCGCGGGCGCACCUGGCGCUGAUGCCGAAGCCCAUUUGCAGCCCAGCGAGGCCGCCCUCAGAGACGAACAUGUCCCAUCGCCGUCGUCACCACCACCACCACCACCACCGUCGCCAGGGCCAGCAAACCAAGAGACCGAGCCCGAGGCCUGGCCAAGCGAGCCCUCUCUUAUGGGCCAAGAACAAGCAAAUGGGGCCCGAGAUGGUGGAGCCGACCUCGCCUGAAGUGACCUGCGCCGGGCAGAUCAAGGUACGGCCCAAGGCUGCCGCGGGCGCCGCUUGCAAGAGCUGGCAGUCCGUGAUGGAAGAGAUCGAGAGGAUUCACAACAGCAGGAACAAGGUACACAAGAAGAGGAGGCCAGGUUGGAUGGAAUCUCUAGGGCUCAAGAAAGAGAUCACGCAGUUCUUGACAUGCUUGAGGAGCAUGAGGUUCGACCUCAGGUGCUUUGGCUCUUUCCCGGAAUCGGAGGCCCCUAGUGAUGAUGAGGUUGGGGAGGAUAAUUAUGAUGAGUACUACCCGAACAACCAUCUGGGUGCGGAAGGAAUUGAUGGAAAAGAGACUUCAAGGACAAUUUUCUCCAAGUGGUUCAUGGUGUUGCAGGAAAACCAGAGCAACGUGCUUCGAGAAGAGAGGAGAGAAAAGGAGAGGUCUUUGGUCGAUGCACCGCCAGCUGCUCCUCCACCAAACGCACUCUUGCUCAUGAGGUGCAGAUCUGCUCCUGCAAAAAGCUGGUUACAAGAAAAAGAAGAAGAAGAAGAAGAAGAUCAUGAUGAGGGCGAGGAAAAGGAGGAUAAAGAAGAGGAAAAGGGGAGGGGAGAGAGGAUAAAGAAACUGAGGAUGUUGAUAGAAGAAGAGAGGAAAGAGCAAGAAGUGCAGAGGGAGAAGACAGCAAAGUUGGCGGUGAUGAGAUAUGGCACUGAUCUCCACAAAGCUUCGCCUGACAUUGCAAGAGAAAGAUGGGUUAGUGGUGGGGCGAGAGGAAUGCUGUCAAGGAGCAUCAGUUGGAAGAGGUGAGGUCCGAGAAAAAGAAGAAGAAGAAGAAGAAGAAUAAGAAGAAGA
Molecule: messenger RNA, 1469 nt
Organism: Rhodamnia argentea
Lineage: Eukaryota; Viridiplantae; Streptophyta; Magnoliopsida; Myrtales; Myrtaceae
Exons: 2
Coding region: 291-1424 (377 amino acids)
Source: RefSeq, a predicted model, not a curated record